Ixodes scapularis (black-legged tick) is the source of this 3207-nucleotide messenger RNA. It is a transcript of the gene rush, whose product is annotated as pleckstrin homology domain-containing family F member 2. NCBI's taxonomy places the organism in Eukaryota, Metazoa, Arthropoda, Arachnida, Ixodida, Ixodidae. Gene Ontology annotation, cellular component: early endosome. The record is from RefSeq and is a predicted model, not a curated record. Gene Ontology annotation, molecular function: metal ion binding; phosphatidylinositol binding. The transcript is spliced from 9 exons. Bases 122 to 1201 code for a protein of 359 amino acids.
CCUUCCCAACGCCUGUGAACUGGGAUGUCCGUAGCUUCAUUUUGAGUUGUCGUUCAGCCUUGUAUGUUUAAACUAAUAUCAAGGUCGAACAUUUGGUUAAGACUGUGAUUCUCUACUAUUCAUGGUUCGUGCAAAAGUCUGUCAACCAAAAUUUAAUACCAAGGCAAAUGCCAAGCGGAUUGCCAACAUCGAGAACUGCUUCGGGAGUUCCGGUCAGCCCCUGGCCGCCCAUGGCCGCGUGCUCGUGGGGGAGGGUGUGCUUACCAAGAUGUGCCGCAAGAAGCAGAAGCCGCGGCAGUUCUUCCUCUUCAACGACAUCCUCGUCUAUGGCAACAUCCUCAUCAACAAGAAAAAGUACAACAAACAGCAUAUCAUACCACUGGAGGAAGUUAAACUGGACAAUCUAGGAGACGAUGGAACUGGACUCAAAAACGGUUGGCUCGUCCGAACGCCGACCAAAUCGUUCGCUGUCUACGCUGCUACUGCCACCGAGAAAACGGAGUGGAUGGCACACAUCAACAAAUGUGUGGAGGACGUCAUAAAAAAAACCGGGAAGUAUCCAACCAAGGAACACGCCGCAGUCUGGGUCCCGGACGCAGAGGCCGGCUACUGCAUGCACUGCCGCAAGACGCAGUUCACCAUGCUGAACCGCCGGCACCACUGCCGCAAGUGUGGAGCGGUGGUCUGUGGGCCCUGCUCCAACCGCAAGUUCCUGCUGCCCGCCCAGGCCAACAAGCCGCUGCGCGUCUGCCUCACCUGCUACGACUCCCUCUCCAGGGCCUCCAUCCUCGAGUCGGCCACGGGGGGCAUGAUCAGAGAGCAAAAAAUGGUUGAAAAGUCAGCUGGGCAGGACUCCUCCGGUGACGAAGACUCCGACGAUGACGACGAAACGGGCGGAAAGCGGUUGGACGACGGAACGGGCAACGGGCUCUCCAAGGACAUGACCGAUAUGACCUUCAACGAGAAGCCGACGUUCUAUGGCGACAUGAUGGCAGAGGCCAAGAGCCCAGAGGCGGAGCUUGCUAGCGAAGCGACAGAGUCGCUGGCGCCACCUGUGGAUGCCGUGCCGGCGACCACGAUCACAGAGAUUUGCGCCGAUCCCUCCAAAGGCUCGCAAACCGAGGACGCUACCCCGGUGCCGCCCGAAAACAACGUCGUCGACCCCAUGGCCACUGGAGAACCGCAUUCCGGCGGACACUAGCCUUUGCCUUCGACGAAUUCCGAUUCGUUCCAACGUUUUCUCUUUCUUAGAAUGUGGCGUCUUCUCCUGGGUCUUCCAAUCCCCACGCAGUUCUGGCGUGGCGCAAUUAGAGUGCGUCGACCCCCGAUUCUUUUUUUAUUUUGUCGAGCACUCGUUAAGGAGUAGGGUCGCAAUGAAAUCUCGUCCGAGUGAAAAGUUUUGUUCCGCUAAUCCAAAUUUUUUUUUUCUUAAAUUUCGUCCUGGACAUUAAACAACACAAAAACUAUGUCUGGUGUAAAUUGUACUUGAGGCAAGGUUCAUGAAAUACUCUUUCUGAAGCCUUCUCUCGGUAAAAUUUGGUAGGUGCUCAGAAUCACAGGUUGCUCAGGGUUGUGUGUAUGGUGCAUAUUUUAUGGUACAUACUGGUGAAUGUUAUGCUUCCCCAUUUCUCAGUUUCGAAUGGUUGCACCAUUCGUGUAUCUGGUAAAGCUACAAGCCUACAGUGGCUUUAGAAGCCUUCGUAAACUGUAAUUAAUCACACCGAAGCUUCUUUCUAUCCAACAUUGCUGUAGUACUUCCACAAAAAACUUGACUAGUAAUCUCUUAUUUGGACGCUUUUAUGAAGAAAACUUCACUCGGGCGGGAUUACAGUGUACCGAGCUUGAAUGUCAGGAAAACUGACACAGUGUCGAACUAUUUAUUCAGAUCUUGGCACCGUUGUCAGUCUUCCCGUUCAUCGGAGUUCUUUAGAGCCAGUUUGAAGCGGAGCAACUGUGUUUCUCGGAAGACGCGUUCGUUGCAACAACCCGUAGCACAGCUUUCUUCUUUUCGCCUAACGUCAUCGAGCACGACUACUUUCUACUUGCCGUUAAGCUAGCCUCGAAGUGCCUCGCAAACCGCAAAUACUGGCACCACAUUGCAAGCCCGGAGGCGGCGGCAUUGUCGUUUUCCCGAGCUCAGUUUGGUAUCUGCGUGCAAACGCAAAAGGCUAUCCCUUCAACAAUAAUGCCAAAACGUAUGACUUUUUUUUUUUUUUUUUUUUGCUGCAAAGUGUUUUAGAAGCAGUUAUAGGACAAGCUUCAAUGUGGAGACGUUGCUUUUAGUGGAAUGCUGCUCCACUUAGUUUUUUCUUGUUUCUCGGUUCUAAUUUAUAUCUACCCUGCUUUCAUGGAAAGUGCAGUGAAGUCUGAGAUGAUGUUGAUUUGGACUUUGCCCUUCCCUUCACUCAUUGGCGCUCGCAGUGCGGAUCAACUUAAGGUCUAGGUUUCUCCUAGAGAAAUCGACGCCGUAACGUGCAGUGUCAAUCCCGUCGUGUUUUGGCAUACGUAUUGCAGUCGCAGCAAGUGCCGUGGAGAUUCGGCGCAUUUCAGACAGGGCAGCAUUCCGAGUGUCUGGUUGCUGCGCUUGUCGCAACCUUUGUUCUAUAACUCAAUAUCUGUGCUGCACCAGUUUUUUUUUUUUUGCCGCCGUCGCGUUCGGCCUUGGUGCUGAGAGCGAAUCCGAACGAAUUUACGAGUUCUUUGUUUCUUUUAAUAUAUAUAGUUUUCGUUAGCAUAUUUAUACACCUUUCCUUAAUACGACCUGCUGCUUCAUCGUCCGUCAGCAUGGGUACGGUGCCUACAAAUGCAUCUCCAACCGGCGUGUUUACUGCGUCUAAAAGAAGACCGGUUCCCCGAUUUCCGCCGGACGACUUCUUUAAAGUGCCACGUCGUCACCAGGCACCGUACUCUCGGCCGACGUUGCCGUACGUUUUCUUUUCAGUUGGGUUGGCUGUAGCGAGGAGAAGUGGAAGACUGUGGAAUUGCUGGGUGUCAAAGUGCCUUUUCACGGGAAGCGCUUGCAGGACAAUGAGAUUAGAGCCAGAACAUUACGUCGUCCUAUACAGUACUGUACAUAGAUGGGGAGCUUGAUUGCCGAAGUUCGUUUCUGGGGCUGCUGGGCUCUCGAUUUCGUUUGCUGUGGGGAACGUUUAUAUACAGGGUUGCUUCUUUUUUUUUUCUUUUCAAUAAAUGCUGUAAAUCUUGUCA